Molecule: messenger RNA, 4333 nt
Organism: Artibeus jamaicensis (Jamaican fruit-eating bat)
Lineage: Eukaryota; Metazoa; Chordata; Mammalia; Chiroptera; Phyllostomidae
Gene: SNAP47
Product: synaptosome associated protein 47
Exons: 5
Coding region: 253-1515 (420 amino acids)
Biological process (GO): exocytosis; synaptic vesicle fusion to presynaptic active zone membrane; synaptic vesicle priming
Cellular component (GO): plasma membrane; SNARE complex
Molecular function (GO): syntaxin binding; SNAP receptor activity
Source: RefSeq, a predicted model, not a curated record
CUUGAGCGCAUGCGCACAAUGCGCGGCGGCGGGUGCAGACGCUAGGAGCGGACUUAAGAACUGCCGGCUGGCAUCGGUGAUUGUGAGCGCCCGCCCCAGGUCUCCUCGUCUUAGACCCUCAAGACUCAGCAAUGCGUUGUUUGUAGUCUGCGUCUGGGCCUGUGCUGCGCCGAGGACCCUUUCUUUUAUCAGUGCCCAAGGGGCUGGGAGUGGAGUGGCCUUGGCCGUGGUGCAGGCUGAGCCCAGAACCAGAUGAACAGAGACAUCUACGUCCACACCUGGCCAUGCUCCUACUAUUUAGAACUUGAGAAGCGAUGGGUUCCUGGAAAACUCUUGUUAACUUCAUGCUCAGUAAGAUUUAUGACUGAUAAAACUGGAGGCUUCCUUGUCGACUUUCCCCUUGCCAACAUAGUUGAGAUCAAGAAAGAGGCUUCUCAUUUUAUCUUUGGUGCUGUCACCAUCCUGGAAAAGGACCAUGUCAAGCACUGGUUCGGCUCCUUGCAGCCUAGUCGGAAUGUUGUUUUCCAUGUCAUUGAGCAUUUCUGGAGAGAGGUGCUGCUGUCUCAGCCAGGAGCUGCUGGGGGGGCAUCCUCCUCCCCUGUGACCAAGGGGAAGCAGUUGACUGGUCUCAUGGCCUGUUCCCAGAAGCGUCUGGAAGAUGCAGCCAGGGUCCUACACUUCCAAGGUGAGCAGCUGGACAGCAUAGCGAGCGGCCUGGACAGAAUGGCUUCUGAUCUGGACGUGGCUGACAGGCUGCUGACAGAACUGGAAUCUCCUUCUUGGUGGCCCUUUAGCUUCAAGUUUUGGAAGAUGCCAUCUGACACAGAGCCCAGGGAAGGCUCCUCAACGGCUGGUUCCAAAGCUCUUGGAAAGGAAGGGGUAGUGAUCAGAAUUCCUGUUGUUAUUUCCCAGAGAACAGAAUCUCAUGUUAAACCAGGAAGACUCACCAUCCUUGUUUCUGGAUUAGAAAUCCAUGACUCAGAUUCUUCACUUAUACACAGAUUUGAGAGAGAAGAUGUAGAUGACAUUAAGGUUCACACACAUUACGAAGUUAGCAUCCGCCAGAGGUUCAUCGGGAAGCCAGACGUAGCUUUUCGUUUGAUAUCUGCCAGGAUGCCAGAGGCGAUCCGCAUUUUGGAAAUGCAGUUCAGCAAGAAGAUCAAAUUUUUAGAAGAUGCCAUGAUGCUCAGAAGCCCUGGAACCUCUUCCCCAGCAGAGAAGGGCCACUCGGUCUGGCAGGCAGCAUCUGGGCUGAUGGACUGCGUCGGGCCACAAGAGUCCUCCUCUGGGAGCCAAGAAGGCGGGCCACUGCAGCUGCAGACAAGAGAGCCGCUCAUUUCUGAGGAAGACACCCAGGAACUGAGACAGAUCCUGGGGAGGCUGAAGGGUCUUGCCUUGGAGGCCAAGGCAGAGCUGGAGAGACAGGAUGAGGCCUUGGAUGGCAUCGCCACUGCUGUGGACCAGACGACCCUGACGGUUGACAAGCACACCCGACGAGUGAGAAAACUGACCUAGAAGGGCAAAAGUGCGGAAGUGAGAGCUUUUGAUGAGAAUCACUUCUCUCGGUAUGUCAUCCUCAGCCUCUGCAUGCUGCCUUCAGAUGCAGACCCCAGGAGGACCCAGGGCGGCUGUGCAGACCAGGGGAGGCCAUGCAGGUUCCCCUGCAGGGCACUAAGGUACAGCUUCAGGAAGGGAGUUCUGUCUGCGGACACAGCACACAGCGCGUUCCGCCCAGGCCCUUUCAACCUGCUGGGGAGUUGGAAGCACCCACACAUUCAAACUGACCUGAGCCCCAGUGGGUCCUGCACAGCCAGGCGGCUCUGCAGUCAGGGUGGGCUGCACCCAGCACUCAGGGACCACUUUGCAUGGCCACGCCCGAGGUCCCCAGCAUCUCCAGCAGCUGCACUGUCAUCCUAUCUCUGCUAUUGUUGGGCGUAAAAGGAAGGUUUAAGUCUUAGUGAAUGAAGUCUGCUCCCUCCUAACACUGCACGUCUAAGUGCUGCAGGUAUCCCCUACAUCCCAAGUCCCUCCUCCACCACCGUGCAGCCUGUGCCUGCCCCCUCUGUGAUGGCUCAGCAACCCCCUCACUUGUCCAUCUCUCUGGUAGACAGGCCAGUUUGUAACUGAAGCUAAGAGAGUAGCAUACCUUUCGAUCAUCACACCUAAAAUAUUAUUUUGUUGUCUAAUUUUCAGCCAAAUGUGAAAACAGUACAUACUGCACCUGUUUAAAAAAAAUGUUGAUUUUUGCUUUCACUGCCACAUUUCUAUCCAGAAACAAAAGAAAAGUGCUGCUAUGAGAAUGUUUUUUGAAGAUACUCAUUGAUGCUGCUUUUUGCUCAGUUUGGAGUCUGUGAGAGGCCCCUCGGAGAGAAGAGGGGAACAUGGAGACUUGGGCAUCUCCCAGGCCGCUUUGAAACAGCCUGGGGGUGGACACAGAGAGCCUCCUCGGACCUUAGGGAGUGUCUGCAGCUGCUGGGAGGCACCCACAGGCCCUGCAGUGCCCACUAGGUUCACACAGGAAUCCAGAAAAGACACAUGUGUACGCAUGUGUAUAUGUAGAAAAUGCACUCAAGUUGGGCUCACCCAGACACCCAGAGCACACGUACCUACACACAGACCCAGUCCCUCAGCUCGAAUCCCUGGGAGUGUAGUACUCUUCACAUGUUUCUACGGGGUAGGCCAGCAGGAGCCACAGGCUAGGUUCUCCACAUGUAGCCCUGGAGAGCCCUGAGGAGGGAGAGGAAAACAAAUCUGCCCACCCAGAGAGUGCUGCUCAGGAGUGCCCCAGCCUGCCCAGGCUGUGCGGCACCCACAUGUCCUGAAAAGGAGCACCACCCAGCACCCACAGCUUGCAUGGGACACACCCCUGGAAGCAGGGCUUCACCCUUUCUGGUCUGUGAGCUCUAGGCUUCACUCCUUCCCUGUCAGUCACCUGGGGAGCUGUAAACCCCAGCCCCUCAGGGCAUGAAGGCAUGUGUGGGACCCAGAUACUUUCCCCUUAGAGAAUUAUUCCUCUCCCUUUUCUCUCGUACCUGUAAUUAAAUCAGUAGAGACUGUGGUCUGUCUUUGGAAACUGAGAAUAAGUAACCCUCCAGAUUCAGAGGCUGUUUCACCUUAGCCUUCUGUCUGCUGCAUUCUGAGUCUGGAUGGGCUCAGGGUGCCCACACACUGUGCAGUGCUGGGUUUCUGUCACCCUAAUGAAGCCUCGCACAGUGUAUGACAACAGCCACAUACGCCCCACAGGUUAGGAGGUUGGGAAUCCAAGGUCAAUGUUACAGGGCUGGCCUUCCUCCCGAGGCUUCUGCCAAACUGAAUUGAUGAUUGGAGCCCAAAGCACAGAAAUGUACCUGUUUUCCUACACACCAAGAACUCACUCCUACAGCCCUUCUCUACAUCUGGGCACUUACCACACCCUCCCACUGCACACCCCAGUGCAUCACUCCACCCUGCCCAGCUCCCCCACCCCACGUGCACCGACUUCUAGGCCCCCCCUUUCACCUAGGGGCACAAAUUGCAGUUCCUUGACUGGCACACCCAAGGUGAUAUGACCUCACCUUGCGGUGCUCCCACUGCCAAGUCUCUGCCUUCCUGUCUCCCUGCCCCUCACCCAGCUCACUGCCUUCAUUUUGGGCCAUGGGGAAGGAUGUGAGAGGAGUGGACCUUACGAUGCUCCUGCUGGACUAGAGGAAGGGGUUUAGCAGGAAAGUUGGGAUCUCUUGCAUCCCAAUGGACAUGCCCUGGCGGCUCUCUGCGGGUGGGUCACACCUGCAGACCAGCAGCAGACCCUCUGGAGCCUGGUGGAGGCUACAGUGAGCUGUUGGCAGGAGCACACGGUGUCUUCGGUCCUGCUUCCCUCUGCUGCAUCGGAGCUCGUGCUCGACACUGAUGUUGGCGGCGCUCUCCACGCCCAUAUUCCCGCCCCAGAACCUAUCUGCCUUAUCCCGUCAGUAAUGGGGGUGGCUGGUGUCAGUUUGUUGUUGCCCUGCAUGUGUCUGCAGUUCUUAAGACAGUGCUCUGGGUUAUUCAUCAUGUGGAGGCGAACACAGUGCAAGUCCUGCCUCUAACGCAGUCGUGAGACCCAUACUGAGCCGAACCAAACCGAAACAGCUCCAGUGUUUCAUCAGAAAGGGCUGACUCUUGUUCGCUUAGGGCAGGGGUCAGCAGGCCUCCUCUGAGAGUACAGGUGGUAACCCCUUCAUCUUCUGAACUGUGUGGGGUCUGUCACAACACCUCGGAUCUGCCGCCUGCAGGAGGGCAGCCUGAACUCGGGAGCAGGGGGUGUGCUGCGCUCCAAUAAAACUGCCUGUGAAACUAGAAUUUCAUGUGUCACAAA